Messenger RNA from Salvia splendens (bonfire salvia), 1069 nucleotides. RefSeq lists its product as uncharacterized. The transcript is spliced from 3 exons. Lineage: Eukaryota; Viridiplantae; Streptophyta; Magnoliopsida; Lamiales; Lamiaceae. The coding region runs from base 72 to 917 and encodes 281 amino acids. The record is from RefSeq and is a predicted model, not a curated record.
GCUGAACAUUGUGUGGAUCUUCACCACAUCCCAAACGAUUUACUAUAUCUCUCACACACAUAGAGAUAAGCAUGCGUAGGUUAGGCGGCAGCGGUGGUGGCAGACCUAUGGGCGGCGCCACCCUCCACAGGGCCAUCAAGGCUGGCGGUGCAAAGACAGCCAACAACUUUACCAAGAAUCGCCCGCCCACUUCUCCCAACACCGCUCUAACUCUUUCAUCUCCAUCAACGCUCAAUCUUCCGCCACCGCAAGCUGUUUCUGCGCCGGCGUGGAUCUCUUCUUCUUCUUCUUCCUCCGAUGCAUCGGAGUGGGAGUAUGUUACUAGGACGGAAGAUGAGACUGUCUACGACGAUUAUGUCUUUCAAUCUGUUCCAUCUGCUCAUGAAGUUCAUCAUGCUGUUUCUGCACUUCAACUGGCCCUUGGUUCCAGCUCGCCAACACAAGAAUGUGAUGAAAUUGAGUGGUUUGAGCCCUCACACAACCUCUACUCUUCCAAAGAGAUGCAGCGUCGUCCGAGCAACGAUGUGGUCAACGUUGCCCUCCAUUUAUUGGAGACUGAGCCUUGUGUGCAGAGGAUGGUUGUUUCCCUAUCAUCUGAUAAGGCCAUCUGGGACGCAGUCAUGAACAACGAGGUGGUGAAGGAGCUUCGAGGAUCAAUGCAUCGAGUUGGUAGCUUGGUCUCGGAGAGCUCAGACGUCCCGAGUGGAGACGAAGACGGAAACAUGAUCAGUUGGGUUGUCAAGUUUGCCAAGGCCAAAAUCAUGCAAGUGAUGGACCUCAUCACAAAGAUUGUGGGUAAUGUUUUUCAGGGGGACAAGAAAGGAGAUGAUGGGUUGGAUGAGAAAGUGAAGAGCUCCUUGUUGCUAUCGAUCCUGGUGCUAGCCAUGGUAAUCCUGGCUCGAGCCAAGACUGGCUAAGCCUGACCACAAUUUGCUGACUUGACUCCUGUCUCAACCACAAACUUACUUUUAAGUUUGUCUAGAUAUUGCAUCUUUUCUCAUUUGAUAUUGUUUUGGUGCUAUCUUCUUUGUUGGAAGAGGAAAUAAAAAGUUUGAUCUUGUUUUUAAAA